AUGGAGUCUCAGUCGUUGCUGGGGACAUUGCUGGAGCUCGACGAAGGAGAUGCUCCAGGUCACACAGCUUCGGCAGAGCGAGGCGGCACAGCAGCCUCUGCGGGAGUGCGAAGUUUAGCAGACACUUUGGAUGAUUGGGACAACAGCGAGGACCGCCAAGAAGUGAAGCGGCGCCAGACAAGAAGUGGAACGAGAUCGUCCGUCGCCACGCAAGGGUUUCGGAGAAGUACCUCGAGGAGGCUCACGGGAAGGAACCAACUUGGAAAGCAGGGCUCCCGGUCCUCGAUUCUGGGCCGCUCCUCUGUGUUGGCCCGCUCCUCUGUGCUGGGCCGCGGUGGCAGCAGCAGUUGGUUCAACCAGCAGGAGGAUGAUGCCUGUUCAGGCAUUCUAGCCGACUUUGUGAAGCGAGAGCGCGCGAGGGUUCCAGCGAGCGAGCGCAUGGACGAUUCAGUGGAGUGGUUCCAUCGGGUGGUGACAAGAAGCCAACUUUUUCCUGAAUCCUCCGUGGACAUGAUGGUCGGGGUCCUGAAGUACGAGCAGCUGAAUGCUCUCAUGAUGGCGAGUGUCAUCCGAGAAUGCAAAGAUCGCGGUCUUUUUCCUUCUACACCACCGGGAUCCUUCAAGCAGCAGUGCAAGACGAUUCACCAACUGAAACGCAUUACAUUGAUGAUCAGUACUGCCGUGCACAACUGGCACUUCACCUUCAAGCUGCUCAACAAUCCUGGCUACGAAGCUAAAGAGGACCAGCGAGAGCGCGCGGCGCGCAAGGAGGAGUUCUGGAACGAGGGCUUCUGGUCCAAGCACGACCUGCCACUUCGGGACCACCAUGUUGACAUUAAAGAGGAGUAUCCACGAUAUGACAUGCGCCUGGAGCUACACAAUGGGAAGAGCACGUUCAGGUGGUCUUUGGUGAAGCCUGAAGGCACAUUGGCCCACCAGCAGCAUGCGCACGAGGGCCUCCUGACGCUCAACAAUCGGCCAGAGGAUGCCGCGGGAGACGGGCGCUUUCCCCCCGAUGUGGAUGUGAGUGUCAAGGACUACUCGGUGACGCAUGCCUUGCGGCCAGUGAGGAAGGGCAAGCGGCAAUACUUCGACCAGUGUCACGAGAGACGGGUGGUGCCGAAUCCUAUCCUGUUCAUGACCGGUCACACGCGGAACUUCAAGGCCAACGGCCAGCUCUUCACUGAUGCCGAGAUGUCCGCAGCCAUGGCUUUACUCAACGAGGACCAUGCCGUUCACGAGCUGGACUUGACGAACAAUGCUUUGCUUACCGAUAAGAGCUUGGGACCACUCUUGGCCAAGCUGAAUAAGGAGCUGCUUUGCGCAGAGCUUCAACGCCUCAGCCUCUCCAGCUGCAGGCAGGCCGGCCGGGAGAGCAUCCGCCGUGCCAUUGAGCUGACCCAGACAGCCGGAAAGCUGGCAUACCUGAACUUGAGCCACAUUGCGAUUGGAACGCAGAGUUUGCUUCCGCUAUGUAAAGCCAUCGGCCAGCACAAGGCACUGCAUGAGGUUGCAAUCGCUGGGAUAGGCCUGGACCCAGCAUGA
Molecule: messenger RNA, 1545 nt
Organism: Symbiodinium sp. CCMP2456
Lineage: Eukaryota; Dinophyceae; Suessiales; Symbiodiniaceae
Source: the annotation of a GenBank genome assembly